Molecule: messenger RNA, 2074 nt
Organism: Closterium sp. NIES-67
Lineage: Eukaryota; Viridiplantae; Streptophyta; Zygnematophyceae; Desmidiales; Closteriaceae
Source: the annotation of a GenBank genome assembly
CUGUUGGCUUCCCUUCUUUUCCUCGUUGAUGCCUUCAGCACGUGACCAGAAUCCGCAGACGCCUGUCCUAGCGAGCGCAGGGAGUUUUGUAAACAGCACGCCUCGUGCAACAAGUGAUUUUGAGACUCUUUGUGCCGCUCUGUCUGGUCUUCGCUUUUACCGAGAACUCUGGCAUCGCGAAUCCCCUGUAGGCGCUGCCUUGAAUUAGCUACGAAUACUGAACCCCGAGUUUGACCCGGUGAAUCUGGAAACCAUUCCCCAUACCCAAGGACUUGGCAUUCAUAGAUUCUUCAAUUAAAGCCCGUUGUUUUUCUAUACAUAGCAGGUCUCCAGUCUAUCUCUACUAGCACGCAGGCUCCAAAACCCCUUGUCGUUCUUCUGAUCACACCUUUGCCCAGCAUGGUUCUGCCAGGACAGGCGUGCUGGUGUAAAACACCUGGUAACCCGCCUGAUUCUUUCGCGAAUCAGUUCCGCCACGCAUUCAGGCAAUUUUCCGUUGCUUUACUACUCCUCGCCGCGGCGAGCAGCACGAUCGGCGUGCAGCCUGUCUCUGGCGCCUUCUCUCAGCCCAUCGGCGUCUGCUGGGGCCGCAACUCGUGGCAGCAGAUGCCGCCCAAAACUGUCGUGAAGCUGCUUCAGGACAAUGGCAUCAAGCGGCUGAAGUUGUUCGGAGCUGACGUGGACAUCCUGCGCGCGCUGGUCGGCACAGAUAUAGAGGUCGCAGUGAUGCUGCAGAACGAGUACUUGAACCUCGUCGCGGGGUCGCAGAAGGAGGCGGGGAAGUGGCUCAGCAACAACGUGUCUCCCUUCGUCUUCCCUGGAGGGGCAAACAUCAAGGAGAUAGCUGUGGGGAACGAGCCGUUCCUGCAGGGCUACCAGGGCAUGUACGAGGCAGCAGUGGUCCCAGCAAUGCGGAACAUCUACAGCGCGCUGCAGGACUCGAAACUGGACGAUAAAAUCAAGCUCACUGUGCCUCUUAACGCGGAUAUUCUCGGAAGCUCGUACCCGCCGUCCUCUGGAGCAGUCCGGGAUGAUAUUUUGGAGGAUAUCACCCAAAUAGCGGAUAUUAUCAAGCGGUCAGGAGGAACUUUUUCGAUAAAUAUCUACCCGUUCCUGACGCUGCACCAGGACACGUCGGGGACCAUCGGGUUGAACCAGGUUUUUUUGGGGCAGCCCGGCGGGCAGGCAUGGCAGGUCAAGGACCCUACGAGCGGGCUCAAAUACGACAACAUUUUUGAUGGGGCAUUUGAUGCUGUGGUGACUGCUCUGGACAAGAUCGGAUAUGGCGAUCUGCCGAUCGAGAUCGGCGAGAUUGGGUGGCCAUCCGACGGUCAGGGUGACUCGCGGGGCUACGCCACUGUGGACAACGCCUAUCGCUUCAACCAGGCGAUCUUGGCCCACAUGCUGUCAGGAAAGGGCACGCCCGCCCGCCCCAACCAGGUCAUCAGCGGCUAUCUCUUCGCCCUCACUGAUGAGGACAGGAAAAUUACUCUUGCCGGCCCGUUCGAGAGGCACUGGGGCAUUUUCCGCACGGACGGGACGCCGAAAUACCCCUUGGAUUUGACGGGCGGCGGGAGAAAUGUGACCCUGAAAAGUGCCUCGGGACUUGUUUUCUAUCCAGGGCAGUGGUGUGUGGCUAAGGCGAGUGCGGACCCCGAGAAAUUGGCUGAUGCGGUGGCGUAUGCGUGCGGGGACCAAAAACCUUCAGAUUGCACACCGGCGCAGGUUGGCGGGUCAUGUUACUUCGACGGCAACACUGCAAAGGUUGCGACGUAUGCGUUUAAUAGCUAUUACCAGUUGAGUAACCAGUCGAGCGGGGCGUGUGACUUCAAGGGGGUUGCAGAGGUGGUGCAGAGCAAUCCGGCUCAGGAACAGUGCAAGUAUUUAUUGGGAAUAGAUCAAGCAGCCUCCAAGGCUGCUGGAGUGAGGUUGGGGAUGGGGGUUUGGUACCAUCACCUGGUUAUGGUGUUGACUGCAGUACUCAUGGUUGCCAUGCUUCCCUGAAUGGGGAAGAGUGGUGGAUGUAACAUUCUGAUUGAGGCAAAGACUGGCAAAAUAUUGCCCUUCGAGACUG